AUCGAAUUACUUAUAUUACGCAAUUUUGUGUGAACAAAAUAGUCAGAAUAAAUACUAUAAAAAGAUACAUAAUUUAUAUCUCUGUUCAUAUACUUCAACAUCUAUGUAUGUACGUUUAGAAUUUAGAAUUACGAAUAUAGUCACAUGAACAUGGCGCUGUGUUAUAUGAGAUUGCUUUGCCGGCGAAGCAUCAAUCCUUGUACUUUCCGGAAUUUAUAUACCUCCAGCCAACGAAAUGUUGCCAUAUCUAAACCACUGUUCACGGGAAGUACAAUUUGCGAAACUCAUGAUGAGAAAAAUAUGCGCCUUAAGAGACCCAUGUCACCACAUUUGACCAUUUACCAAAUUCAAUUAACAGCUUUUCUUUCAAUUACACAUCGUACAACAGGCAUGAUAUUAUCAAGUUAUGCCAUGUUGCUUGGUAUAGGAACAUUACUUAUCCCAGGUGGUAUUCCUUGCCUCAUAGAAAUCAUUACAAAUUUAGGUUUGUCUGCACCUGUUCUUUUCACGGGAAAAACUUUGCUCGCUUUACCUGCUACGUAUCAUGUAUUUAAUGGAUUUCGUCACUUGGCUUGGGAUUUAGGAAUGUUUCUUUCAAUUAAGGAAGUGUAUAGCACUGGUUAUGCGGUAAUUGCAUUAUCAACAAUUUCAGCUAUUGCUCUUGCUGCAAUGUAAAUUUAAAUAAUUAUAUUGUCACAUUAUGAUGUAAUUUCUAUUGAAAAUUAAUUGUACUGUUAGAUUAAUGUGUUCCAUCUUGUACUUUCGAAAUUAUAUCUAAUUUAUGACAAAAACCAAAAGUAGAUAUUAUUAGUAAUUAAUUUAUAAUAGUAAAUACAAAUGUAUGAACUGAUUUAAAAAUUAUAUUUUAAUAUAUGCAAAUAUGUGAAUAAAUAUAUUACACAAAACCUUCAA
Molecule: messenger RNA, 912 nt
Organism: Bombus pyrosoma
Lineage: Eukaryota; Metazoa; Arthropoda; Insecta; Hymenoptera; Apidae
Product: succinate dehydrogenase cytochrome b560 subunit, mitochondrial-like
Exons: 5
Coding region: 145-675 (176 amino acids)
Biological process (GO): mitochondrial electron transport, succinate to ubiquinone; tricarboxylic acid cycle
Cellular component (GO): membrane
Molecular function (GO): succinate dehydrogenase activity; electron transfer activity
Source: RefSeq, a predicted model, not a curated record